UUCUAAUGCGACCGAAUUGUUGCGACUUGACAAAUUUUGUCCAAUCUCAACAAACUUUCAAAGGUACCGCCGAUUAAAAUUGUAGGCCUCCAAAGCAGGACAAUUCUCGGACAAAAAUAACCAAACAAUAGAAAGGUGCUAUUUUAUGUCAAUAAACUUCCUGGUCUUGGUUGGACUUUGGCCAGAAUCGUCAACUGAACCCGAGCGAGGUCAUAUGUCACUUUGACGUCCACUUCGCCAACAUAAUGGAUCCCUCGUGGCCGUAUCCAAGUACUUCUCAAUACUACCCUUAUCAAUUUGACGUAAACUACUUCAAUUAUCAUUACAAUAAUGGUCAGCAGCAAAGAAACCAGCCAGAUGCUACAGCGCAAAGCAGCGGACAUAUCAACGUUCCAUCACAGAGCCAAGAAUCAAAUCCAACAACGGCGGGGAGUUCUGAGAUUGAAUCUGCUACAACUACCUCCUCGAACCUCAAGAAAUACGAACGCUGGACUCAUGACCAGCAGCAAAUGCUUGUGCAGUUGUGGGCUGACAGACAAGACAUCAUAAAUUCCAAAGAUAACAGAAAGGCAUGGAAAGAUAUCGCAGAAACUCUGAAUAAAAAGUGCAAGACAAAUAAAACCUCUGAUAAAUGUAUCAGAAAGAUGAAGUACCUCGUUGAUCUCUAUAAAGCAAAGAGGGACUGGAAUAAAAAUCAAACCGGAGGACCUCUACGAAAGUCCAUAUUCUACGACGAGAUUGACGAAGUUUUGGGAUGCAGAGACUCUGUGACAUUCGCACACGUAAAGGAAACCGAUGCGACAGCUUCGAGCAACUCCUCUACCUCCACAAGCACUGCUAAUAGUCCGGCCUCAACUGCAGCAACUCCGGGCUCAAAUCCUGAUGAAAGUGAUGCCGAAAAGGGCGAGAAGGAUGAUGCAAAAUCAAAGAACGAAUCGAGGACAGACAGAAAAAAGAGGAGAAGGAAAAGGAGAAGAGAAGAGGAUGAUGACGGUGAUCUAAAAGAAGCCAUUGAAGGUAUCGCAGCUCAAGGAGAACGAGUUGUUGGUUCGAUGGAAAGAAUGCUAGAGUCGCAAACCCAGCAAAUGGCUAUGAUGAACAAUUUUUUGGGUGAUUUUUUGAAAAUAGUUGCAAAGGACAACUCAAAAGACAAAUGAAGGUCUAAAUAUAUAAUACAUUCAAUUUUUUUGUUCAUGUUCUUGGUAAUAUCUACGAUUAUUCAGAGGAGAUUUUAUUAUUGAUUAAAUUUUGAUUAUAAAAAUGACCAUCUUUAGUAUGGUAAAAAUGACCUUUAAGUGCAAUCCAAAAGAACUUGUAACAAUUUUUUAAUGGGGUACAUGCACAGUACGAUCGAUUAUUUUAUGAAUUCCACUACAAUUUUAAUUCAUAAUGUACGUACAAUAUGCAAAUAUAAAGCUAUACAAUUCAGUAGUAGUUGAUAAAAAUUUCUUAAAUCACGGGAAUGUAGAUUGCGUUUUAGUA
Exaiptasia diaphana is the source of this 1482-nucleotide messenger RNA. RefSeq lists its product as uncharacterized. Lineage: Eukaryota; Metazoa; Cnidaria; Anthozoa; Actiniaria; Aiptasiidae. Bases 246 to 1157 code for a protein of 303 amino acids. The record is from RefSeq and is a predicted model, not a curated record. The transcript has a single exon.